GCGCGGGGGCUGGCGCGCGCCGGGCUCGCGGGUUUCGGGGGGCGGCGCCGGCCAGCCAGUGCGGCGCGAGGCGGGAGUCGCGCCUCCUGCGUCGCCCCCGGGCUAGCGCCGACCCGGCCCCUGCGCCCCGCGGCGGGGCUGCCCGGCCCCGCGACCCGCGCCCCUCCCGGGUGGUAGCGGGCGCGCGGCGGAGGGAGCGCGCGCUGGCGGCGGCGGCGGCGGCCCGUCCCCUCCCCCUCCCCCUCCCGCCGCCGCGCACAGCUCGGGGAGCAGCCGGGGGCUCGGCGGCGGCGGCGGCGGCGGCGUCUGGCCCCGGCUCCUCCUCCUCCUCCUCCUCGGCCUCCUCCUCCUCGUCCGCCUCCCACUCCUCCACCUCCACCACCUCCUCCUCCAUCGCCUCCUCGCUCCCUCCGUCCGCGGCGGUUAUGGCCCGUCGCCGGAGCACAAAAGCGUCUCGGCCGUGGAGGUCUGCGUGGGUCCUGCUGCUCCUCGCCGGAGUGCACGGAAACGGUGCUCUUGCAGAACAUUCAGAAAAUGUGCAUAUUUCAGGAGUGACAACUGCUUGUGGAGAGACUCCAGAACAAAUCCGAACACCGAGCGGGGUCAUCACCAGCCCCGGCUGGCCCUCAGAAUAUCCCGUCCGAGUCAACUGCAGCUGGUUCAUCCGGGCAAAUCCGGGGGACAUCAUCACUAUCAGCUUUCAGGAUUUCGACAUUCAGGGCUCCAGAAGAUGCAGUUUGGACUGGCUGACGAUAGAAACGUACAAGAACAUUGAGAGUUACAGAGCCUGUGGAUCCACCCUCCCGCCGCCCUAUAUUUCCUCCCAAGACCAUGUGUGGAUCCGGUUCCACUCAGAUGACACCGUCUCGAAGAAGGGCUUCCGGCUGGCGUACUUCUCAGGGAAAGCCGAGGAGCCCAAUUGUGCAUGUGACCAGUUCCGCUGCGGCAAUGGCAAGUGCAUCCCCGAGGCCUGGAAGUGCAACAGCAUGGACGAAUGCGGGGACAGCUCAGAUGAGGAGGUCUGCGCCCGGGCCGCUGCCGAGCCGCCCACCGCCGCCGCCUUCCAGCCCUGCGCCUACAACCAGUUCCAGUGCCUGUCGCGCUUCACCAAGGUCUACACCUGCCUCCCCGAGGCCCUCAAGUGCGACGGCAACAUCGACUGCCUGGACCUGGGCGACGAGAUCGACUGCGACGUGCCCACGUGCGGCCAGUGGCUCAAGUACUUCUACGGCACCUUCAGCUCGCCCAACUACCCGGACUUCUACCCGCCAGGCAGCAACUGCACGUGGCUCAUCGACACGGGCGACCACCGCAAGGUCAUCCUGCGCUUCACGGACUUCAAGUUGGACGGCACGGGCUACGGCGACUACGUGAAAGUCUACGACGGCCUGGAGGAAAACCCGCACCGCCUGCUGCGCGCGCUGACGGCCUUCGAUGCCCACGCGCCGCUCACCGUGGUGUCCUCGUCCGGCCAGGUCCGCGUGCACUUCUGCGCCGACAAGGUGAACGCCGCGCGGGGCUUCAACGCCACCUACCAGGUGGACGGCUUCUGCCUGCCCUGGGAGAUCCCCUGUGGCGGCAACUGGGGCUGCUACACGGAGCAGCAGCGCUGCGACGGCUACUGGCACUGCCCCAACGGGCGCGACGAGGUCAACUGCACCGUGUGCCAGAAGGAAGAGUUCCCCUGCUCGCGCAACGGCGUCUGCUACCCGCGCUCGGACCGCUGCAACUACCAGAACCACUGCCCCAACGGCUCCGACGAGAAGAACUGCUUCUUCUGCCAGCCUGGCAACUUCCACUGCAAGAACAACCGCUGCGUCUUCGAGAGCUGGGUGUGCGACUCGCAGGACGACUGCGGCGACGGCAGCGACGAGGAGAACUGCCCCGUCAUCGUGCCUACCCGCGUCAUCACCGCCGCCGUCAUCGGCAGCCUCAUCUGCGGCCUGCUGCUGGUCAUCGCGCUGGGCUGCACCUGCAAGCUCUACUCCCUGAGGAUGUUCGAGCGCAGAUCAUUUGAAACGCAGUUGUCAAGAGUGGAAGCAGAACUGUUGAGAAGAGAAGCUCCUCCUUCCUACGGACAGUUGAUUGCUCAGGGCUUGAUUCCACCAGUUGAAGAUUUUCCUGUUUGUUCACCUAACCAGGCCUCCGUUCUGGAAAACCUGCGGCUGGCGGUCCGCACCCAGCUGGGCUUCACGUCCAUCCGGCUCCCCAUGGGCGGCCGCUCCAGCAACAUCUGGAACCGCAUCUUCAACUUCGCGCGUUCCCGCCACUCGGGCUCCCUGGCCCUGGUGUCCGCCGACGGGGAGGAAGUGGCCGCGGGUCCGGGCGCCGGCCGGGACGCGGACAGAGGCCACGCGCACCGCAGCCUGUUCUCCGUGGAGUCGGAUGACACCGACACGGAGGCCGAGCGGAGAGAUGCGGCCGGCGCGGCCGGCGGGGUGGCGGCGCCGCUGCCGCAGAAGGUGGCCCCGACGGCGGCCGUGGAAGCCACCGCGGCGGCGAGCGGCCCAGCGGCGGCCUCGACGCCCGCCGCGGUGGCCACGACGGCGUCCAGCGCCCGCGCGGGCGGCCCCGAGAGCGGCCGGGAGGCGGCGCCGACGGCCCCCACGCCGACGACAGCGACAGCCGAGCCCCGGAGCAGCGCGAGCCCCGCGCGGCGGCAGCUCAGCAGCGCGCUCCGCCGCGUGACUCGGGGGCUGCGCUGGGUGCGCUGCACGCUCGGGCGCGCGGGGGGCGCGGGGGGCGCCGGCGCGGCGGCCGCGACGGCCACGGGCGGCCAGGGCCGGAGCCCCUUGAGACAGCUGGGCCCCGGGGCGCACGGCAGGGAGGACGACGACGACGUGGAGCUGCUCAUCCCCGUCGCCGACGCCGACGGCGCGCCGGACUCGGACGCCCACGACUGCGCGCGGCCGCUGCUGGACCUGGCCCCGGAGCCCGCGCCCGCCGCCCCCCGGCCCGGCCCCGCCGCGCCCCCGGCCGGCGCGCCCCCGCACCCCGGGCCGUGCGAGCACUGCGGCAUGGUGCACACGGCGCGGAUCCCAGACUCGUGCCUCCUGCACGGCGGCCCCAAGGGCGAGACGAGCGACGACGAGGCGUUGUUACUGUGCUAGUGGGAGAUGCAGGGGCGCGGCCCCGCACCCCGCGCCCGCGC
Molecule: messenger RNA, 3151 nt
Organism: Sorex fumeus (smoky shrew)
Lineage: Eukaryota; Metazoa; Chordata; Mammalia; Eulipotyphla; Soricidae
Gene: LRP12
Product: LDL receptor related protein 12
Exons: 7
Coding region: 426-3110 (894 amino acids)
Cellular component (GO): plasma membrane
Molecular function (GO): protein binding; low-density lipoprotein particle receptor activity
Source: RefSeq, a predicted model, not a curated record